GCGCAACUUCGUGUGAAAUGGAACUCUCUGCCACUUGUUUAGAUUAUUGAUUAAAACUAGAUAGUUAUAUAUUUGAUAAAGUCGCAGCUGGAUUGUAAUAUCUACUGAUUCUAACAAUCGGGGUGAAAGGUAGAGUGGCCCAGUUUUGAUCUUGGAUCUCUGAUUUGAUUUUUAUAAUCGUGAAUGUCCAUUAUUCAAGCUGGCUCGAAUACAAAGGACAAAAAAUAAAAGAAUGUAGCCGAUUCAUGUGGGAAUAUCGUCUGAAAAAAAAAAAACGAGAAAGUAGAAUAAACGAGGCCUGGAGAUAGGUAAACCAGGGUUAGCGUCCUGGAAAACCUGGAGAAGUUAUUGAAUUUUGAUCGUCCUGGAAUUUUUAUUCUUUUAAAGGAAAAGUAGGUUUUUAAACUUGUUCUCUCCUGCAUGACAAAAGACUGCUGAACCGUUUUUUGUAUUUUAGGGAUGGCAGACGCAGAUCCACAAUUAAAGCGUCUUUUGCUCCCCGAUGAGGAAACAACAUUUGAACAAUUUAUAAGAUAUGGAUUAUAUAUCGCAGCUAUUUUCCAAGUGGUAUGCUUAGCAUCUUUAGCAUUUUAUCCAUCGGGAUCUUCUGAUGGAGUUGCUACUCUAAAGGAUGAUCAGAGCGAUGUUGAAUGUUCCGAAAAUAGUCCACAAGUUACUCCCAGAAGGCCUCAUCGACCCAGAAAACAGGAGAAAAAGAAAAGACGUUAAAUUAUUUUAAAACUUCAUUACGACAAUAUUUAAUAAUAUGACUGAUCAUUACAUUCCACUGUACAAUACUCGUAAUUUAUUUUGUACGUUUUUAGAUAUUUUGUAUUUCUUUUUGUAAUAAAUGUCACCUAUCUCGUUA
Belonocnema kinseyi is the source of this 868-nucleotide messenger RNA. Its product is annotated as protein anon-73B1. The coding region runs from base 460 to 729 and encodes 89 amino acids. Gene Ontology annotation, cellular component: membrane. The transcript has 3 exons. NCBI's taxonomy places the organism in Eukaryota, Metazoa, Arthropoda, Insecta, Hymenoptera, Cynipidae. The record is from RefSeq and is a predicted model, not a curated record.